AUGCAAAUGGUGGAAUGGGCUACUUUGGGUGAGAUGUCUGGGAGGAAGGACAGUAAGCAGGGGCAUAAGGCUCUGGUUUCCGAGCUGCUCGAAUUAGAAUGCCAAGCUAAUUUAACAACUACAAAGGUACCCCUUCCAGAUGGAGGCACGACGAAGAGCUUGUCUGAUGGAGAAACGGGAUGCAAGUCCCCACCAUUAAUGAAAGAGAAGUGUUAUGACUCAGAUACAGAUCUCCAAGUCCAUUUGAAGGUUAGCGUGGAGAGGAGGGGAUUAUGGGAUAGCUUAAAGACAAUUUGUAUGGAGGGUCCAUGCAUGGUAAUGGUGGAUUUUAACAUCAUUCGAGAUGAUCGGGAGCGAGUAGGUGGGAAUCCACGACCAUUAAACUCCAUGGAUGAGUUCAAUGAGUGUUUGGAUUCCUGUGGGUUGCUAGACCUUGCAGUGGAAGGUUUUAAACCUUUUGUUGAGGUGAUUUGGCUUGAACCGGUGCAAUCUUCUGGGUUCUACAAAUUGGCUGAAAAGCUAAGGAAAGUAAAGAUUGCGUUGAGAACUUGGAAUAGAAAGUUGGACAUUUGGGAGCAUAGAGAAGAAACCCGUAUGUCACAAUUGGCCAAGAAAAAGUUGUUGAAGGAGGGUGAUCAAAAUACCAGUUUUUUCCAUGCUAGUGUUAACCAAAAGAGGAAGAAGCUUCUGUCUCAGAUGGUACUUGAGGAUGGUAGUGUCUUUGAGACACCAGAAAUUAUUCAUGAGGGUGAGACUACUUAUUUCCAGAAUUUCCUCUCUAUGCCAAACAUGGUGACGCAGGGGAAUUUAUCAUCAUUGAUUGAUGCAGAUAUAUCCCAAGAAGAAAAUAUAGAACUUGUUUGGGUACCUUCUUGUGAGGAGGUGGCAGAAGCCUUGGCAAAUAUCCCGAAGGAUAGUACACCUGGGCCAGACGAUUUUGGCUCGACAUUUUAUACUCAUUGUUGGGAUUUUAUCAAAGAGGAUUUAGUCGAGGCAGCAGAAGAAUUUUUCUUGGGUAAUCCUGUACCUCACUUUUAUCCUGCUUCUUAUAUUGUGCUAAUACCCAAGGUAGAGGAUCCGAGAAGUUUUGAUAAAUUUAGACCAAUAAGCCUUUGCUCAGCGGCUUAUAAAAUUUUCUCAAAGAUCUUGGUUAAACGGUUGACUCAUUUUCUUCCUCGCUUGAUUUCAAGUGAACAAGGGACCUUUAUCCCAGGGAGGAGUAUUUUUGAAAAUAUUACGUUGGCACAAGAAAUGGUACACUCUUUGAACAAGAAAGUAAUAGGUGGGAAUGUUAUGCUCAAGAUUGAUAUGGCCAAGGCUUAUGACCAAGUAGAUUGGUCGUUUUUAGAGAUUGUCCUACACAGCUUUGGUUUUUCCCCUCCAGUUUGCAGUUUGGUGAUGAAUUGUGUCAGAUCUCCCUGGUUCUCCAUAAUGAUGAAUGGGACUUAUAAGGGAUUCUUCCAGCCGGUCCGAGGAUUAAGGCAAGGGGAUCCCCUCUCGCCGUAUUUAUUCAUUAUAAUGGAAGAUGUCCUAUCUCUUCUUUUAAAAAAGGAAUUUGUUGAUGGACAGAUACGUUGUUUUUCUCAUCCUGUGGGUGCUCCAUUGGUGUCGCACUUACUUUAUGCAGAUGAUUUAUUAAUUUUUGCUAAUGACUCCAUCUGGACAAGCUUCUUCCGUGCAAAAUAUUUACGUACUGGUCACGUGAUGCUAGCUGAAACGCGGCCCACAGCCUCCCGUUUUUGGAGGUCUAUAGUCAGUGUAAUUCCUGAAGUGGUUGGGAAUGUGGCAGUGAAAGUGAGGAAUGGAGAGUCUUCAUUCUGGUUUGAUAAAUGGUUGGUGGAUGGUCCCCUGUGUAGCAGAUAUGAGGUGAUAAAUGUUGGAAUUAAAAUUCAGGAUGUUUGGUUAAAUGGUUCGUGGGAUGAAGAUAAGCUAGUGGACCUCAUUGGUCUAGAACAAGCUGGCGAAAUCACACGUAAAAUAAUAGUCGGGCGAGAAGGAUCGAACAUUUUGAUCUGGAAGCCUGCAGUAGAUGGGUGCUUCUCGACUAAUAGUGCUUGGAAUUUACUUCGGAUAAGGGGUGUUGAGAGACUUGAGUUGGACUGGGUUUGGCAUCAAUUGCUGCCAAAAAAGAUAUCGAUGUGCAUGUGGAAGGCAAGAUUUGGAGCAUUGCCAGUCGGUGUUCGCAUUCAAGCUAUAGAUAUUCCCAUGGUGUCACGUUGCGACUGCUGUGUGCUAAGGGAGGUUGAAACUGUUGACCAUGUUUUGAGAUUGGAUAGUAUUGCCAUGCAGGUUUGGAACAUGGCGUCCAUUGCUUUGGGUAUCAGCUGCAUGGAGGGUCGUUCUUGGUGGAAACUGUUCAAGGGUGGUUGGGAUAUGCCAAAAAGUCCAGCCAUAGAGGAAUACUUCUUGGCUUGCUACCGUCCAUCAUCACUUGGAGACUAUGAUUGA
Messenger RNA from Juglans regia (Persian walnut), 2448 nucleotides. RefSeq lists its product as uncharacterized. The record is from RefSeq and is a predicted model, not a curated record. The transcript is spliced from 5 exons. The coding region runs from base 1 to 2448 and encodes 815 amino acids. Lineage: Eukaryota; Viridiplantae; Streptophyta; Magnoliopsida; Fagales; Juglandaceae.